Dermochelys coriacea (leatherback sea turtle) is the source of this 5239-nucleotide messenger RNA. RefSeq names its product one cut homeobox 3 (gene ONECUT3). Gene Ontology annotation, biological process: regulation of transcription by RNA polymerase II. NCBI's taxonomy places the organism in Eukaryota, Metazoa, Chordata, Testudines, Dermochelyidae. The transcript is spliced from 2 exons. The record is from RefSeq and is a predicted model, not a curated record. The coding region runs from base 1 to 1329 and encodes 442 amino acids. Gene Ontology annotation, cellular component: nucleus. Gene Ontology annotation, molecular function: RNA polymerase II cis-regulatory region sequence-specific DNA binding; DNA-binding transcription factor activity, RNA polymerase II-specific.
AUGGAACUUACCAUGGAGAGCCUGGGCAGCCUGCACGGGGUGCCCCACUCGCAGGCCGGGGAGCUGAUGAGCCCUGCCCACGGCCGGCCGGCCGCCCACCGGAACCUGGUCCCCCACGGCCGGCCGGCCGUGGUGCCCAGCAUGGCCUCGAUCCUGGAAGGCGCCGGGGACUACCGGCCGGAGCACAGCCUGGGGGGUCCCCUGCACCCGGCCAUGAGCAUGGCGUGCGAGUCCCCCUCGGGCAUGAGCCUGAGCAGCACCUACACCACCCUGACCCCGCUGCAGCACCUGCCCCCCAUCUCCACCGUCUCGGACAAGUUCCACCACCACCACCACCCGCACCACCACCCGCACCAUCCGCACCAGCGCCUACCCGCCAGCGUCAGCGGCAGCUUCACCCUCAUGCGGGACGAGAGGAGCCUCUCCUCCAUGGGCAACCUCUACGGCCACUACCCCAAGGACAUGCCGGCCAUGGGGCAGCCCCUCUCCCCGCUGCCCAACGGCCUGGGCCCCUUGCACAACGCGCAGCAGCCGCUGGCCCCCUACGGCCCCGGAGGGCACCUGGCCAACGAGAAGAUGCUCUCCCCCAGCGGCUUCGACUCCCACGCGGCCAUGCUCUCCCGGAGCGAGGAGCACCUAGCCCGGGGGCUGGGGGCUGGGGGCGCCGGCAUGAUGCCCCCUCUGAACGGCAUGCACCCGCACGGGCACCACCACGGCCAGCCCAACGGCUCCCUGCUGGGCGAGCGGGAGAGGCAGGCGUCCGCCUCGGGCGCGCAGGCCGGCAGCUCCGGGCAGGUGGAGGAGAUCAACACCAAGGAGGUGGCGCAGAGGAUCACGGCGGAGCUGAAGCGGUACAGCAUCCCCCAGGCCAUCUUUGCCCAGAGGAUCUUGUGCAGGUCUCAGGGCACCCUGUCCGACCUCCUGAGGAACCCCAAACCCUGGAGUAAGCUCAAGUCCGGCCGGGAGACCUUCCGGAGAAUGUGGAAGUGGCUUCAGGAGCCUGAAUUUCAGAGGAUGUCGGCGCUGAGGCUCGCAGCCUGCAAACGCAAAGAACAGGAGCAGCAGAAAGACAGGAACCUGCAGCCCAAGAAGCAGCGGCUGGUCUUCACGGACCUGCAGCGCCGCACCCUGAUUGCGAUCUUCAAGGAGAACAAGCGUCCCUCCAAGGAGAUGCAGAUGACCAUCUCGCAGCAGCUGGGCCUGGAGCUCAACACCGUCAGCAACUUCUUCAUGAACGCCCGCCGGCGGUGCAUGAACCGCUGGCAGGAGGAUGCGGGUGCCAACCCUGGGGUUCCCUCAUCUUCUACAAGCACUUUCUCCAAAGCAUGACGCCCCUCUUCUGUCCCUCCCCGACCCCCAACCACUCCCUCCUCACGACAAAGCCAACCACAUCCCUCCCUCCCCACAUUCCACGACAAGCCACGCCAACCUUGGCCAUCCAGGUGGAUGCUCUUGGGUGCUGCAGGGAAGCCACCUCACCAAACCCAUCGUGCGGAGAUGCUGCGAUUUGCCCUCUGGACCUUGGCUUAGUCCCAUGUCUCGCUGCCACACACGAGCCCUGGAAGAAGCUCGCUUCAGAGGGGAACCAUUCGGAACAGGGCAGUUUCCUUCCCUUCAGAGCUCUGAGGAAUCUCCCCCAAUGGACUGAGUGACCCCCAGGCCAUUGUGGGGAAUGGGGGCUCCUACUUUUUGCAGCGGAGGAGACUGUGCCCCACCCCUGCCCCCCACGCGCUGCCACGUUUGCCGGGCUCAUCUUUCCAUUGCACAUUAUUGGCCUUUCCCCUCCCCCUGUAAGAUACAAGAUUUGAGGGGCAAGUUUCAGCCCCGCGCUCUCCACAUAUUCAGUCCCUGAGUAUGUCGGGGGGGGGGGAGAUUCGAGGCAUUCAGGUCCAGCCUGUCGAAGGCAUGUAGCGCUGAGGUGCCUGAUUCCCAUUGAUCUCAGUGACUGAUUUCAUCAGGAGUUCAGAUCCAAGGCCCUUCCCAAAACUCCACAAGGAACCUCUCUGCAGCUGUAGGCACCUGCAUACAUUUAAAUAUCUGACUCUUCAACCCCAAGGGGCAGGUGCCAGGGCACCUGGAGAAAGGGUACACUUUAAAGGUAACUGAGCACCCAAGGCUGGGGAGAGGGUAGGUGCUCUGCUCCCUUUAAAGUGUUAUUGCUCACAGGGGGAGCGGGGCAGUGUUACCUAGCAGUGAGAGCAUGGCAAACGGGCAAUAGGACUCCUGGGUUCUAAUCCCAGCUCUCCCGCUGGCUUGAUGUAGGGCACUUGGGAGAGUCCCCAAGCCCUCCGUUUACCUCCAACACCUGGUGUGCAAAUGCUUCCUCGGGGACAGGAGGCUUAACGGUGAAUGUUUGUGUCAAGCGCUUUCAAGACCCCGAAAUGGCCAGCAUGAGUGGAGAGCAAAGCACUGAUAGCCACAGAUAUCACUUAUUGCACACGAGCUAGCCCAGCGCAAGCGGUAGCUCCCCCUGGGGGGCCGGGCACAUGAGGAUGAGACCUGUAGGCUAUGAGGAAGAGAUCGCCCCUCCCACCCCCAUUCACUCCAUCCAUCCCCACCUUGCAGCCAAGAGACCCUACCUAGGGAAGAUUAUUUGAUCUUCUGAGGAGUGUUCAAGAGCAUCCAUCGCAGCCACCAGUCAUGACGCCACGUGCACAAAAGAGGUCCAAAAAAAAACCCCCCCAAAGAAAGAAAACCCCCAAGAGGAGAUCCUUUUCUCCUAGGAUUCCUUCCAAAGAUAUUCCAUGCCCAACGGAAAACGUGGAGACACUAACGUCACAACACUCCCCCAACCCCUGCUCACCUUGCUCCUAAAGCAGGGGACUCGGGAGCCAGCACAGGAUACUGCUACAUUGAAUUGCACUGUGUCACCUAGAGAUCAAGCAGGUCAAGAAGCACAUUUUAGCGACAUAAAUCGGGUAUAAAGAUAAUCCUUUCAAAAACCCAAGAGGAAAGACUUCGCCUGAAGGAUCUGCUCUUUCCUGGGGACUGGAUCAGUGAGACCAGUCUGGCUCAGCCAUGAUCUUCACCUUUAGUUCAGUUUUGGUUUAUAAGCAAACCCAAACAAAGCACUGUUUUGACUGCUUUGUGUCUCUCCUCCCCAUCCCCAACACAUGCACUGUAUCCUCCGCCCCCUCCCUCCCCGCCCCUUUCCUCGUCUCUGUUACCAAAGAAGGAAAAUCAAAAUCAUCACGGAAUCGACACUGGUGCACGGUGGAAAACCAAAAAGAUAUGGAUCCGUUUUCAAUAUAUCUCUAUAUAUACACACACGUUUCAUAUGUUUGUGUGUGUGUAUAUAUAUAUUUAUAUAUAGCGGGGGAGAAAUUGAAAAAAGAAAAAUAAACAAAAUAGGAAUUAAAACCAAAAAAAAAGCUCACCUAAAAACCCCCCGGCAACUUGCGAAAGACGACAGAUUUUUUUUGUGUGCCAAUUAACAACCUGCCUUAAAAGCGAAAUCCUAGAGAGAUGGUACUAGCUUCAAAAUUAUUGUUUCCUCUGAGCUCUCGAUGGUGACUUGUGCCAUAUACAAAGCAAUCACAAGGGAAGACGAUUAAGAUCUGCUAUGAACCAACUAACCCUCCCUCGCAUAUGCCUCCAUAAAAAACUCCAGUGCCUCCUUGGGGAGAGGAGGAGGUGUGGGAGGGAACAAGACGGGGUGGGGAGAAAGGGCAGGCCGCUCCCCACACUGGGAAAAAAAAAUUUUUAAAGGGACAAUAUUGAAUUGAUGCGGGUAAAACAGUACCAUCUUUGAUCUAGCGUUACGGUUUCUUCUAUUCACUUUACUUUGAAACAUGAUCUGUUGUGCAACAGUGAGGCACCUUGUUGAAAAGAAUGAAAGAUGGGGAAAAUAUCUAGCUAUCGCUAUAGAGACAGCUCUAGACACAAAAAUGGUAGAAAGAAAGAAAAGAAAAGAAAAGAAAGAAAGAAAUAGACCUACAAAUAAAUAAAUAACCUAUUGGUAUUAGAAUGGUCUCCAUAGGCUAUCGGGACGCCUUGUGACAGUCACACCAAAGCAAUCAUUGGAAAAGGUGAGGUUGGGACAAACCAAACGCAGGGGGGAGGGGAGGCUCAGAUCGAUAUGGUUAUGACCAAAUCACACGUAACAAUUUACUACAAGAAAAGAGUGAGCAAGCGCGAGAGCGGGAGGGAUGGAAGGCAAAGGCCAGGCACCACAUCACGUUCUGCCAACCAAAAGUCAUGGAAAAGCCAACGUCGUUUCCCUCCCUCCCCUGCUACCGAGACUCCCCUAACGUUGUUUCUUCUUGUCUUGUCGUGAAGCGGUGAUGGUGAUGGAUUCCUGAACCCCAUCUAGUAGUAUUCAAGGGCUGAGAAGCCAAGAAGGGGCCUUGGUUUGGGAAGUGACAAAAAAUUGAGUAAAGCAGGCCCCAAAGAUGCAAAGACAUUUCUAGUGAGAACCCGAGAAUAAAGGCUACCUCACUUGAGUUUUCAAUUUCUGUGAUUUGAAAAUCACGUCUGAUACCAAAGAUUUUGUUCCCCUUGUCUGGUCUGUGCUGGAAAUGCCACUUUCCCUGCUACCUUUGCGACAGGUAUAUGAGGAAAACCUUCCCCCCCCCUUUCCCUCCAUCCCCACCCCAGCCUCCUGCUCCUUUUCUGAGCCCUCCCGUGCAGCCCUUCCCAGCCCCUAGCGAGAAAGAGAGAGAGAACCGGAUGGUAGCAUGGUAGACGAGUGCCUUUUUCUUGUACCAAAGGUGUGUGGCCAUUUUAUUUUUUUUUGCUUCUUUGCUUUUGUCCUAGAGACUCACUAUUACCUCAGCUCUCUAAGCAGUUGGAUUCUGGCAAUUGUUGCAGCCUUUGGGUGUUGGGACAGAAAAAUACCCCACCUCCCAUUUCUGCUCCUCAUGUGCAGAAACGCCCCCUUACCUCCCCUUCACCCUGAACACCGCCCUGGCCCAACCCAUACUCCCUCCGCCAUCAACUCCCCCUCACUUAUCUCAGGCCAUGACCACCACCCCUUGUGCAGGCCUUACAUGACGUCAAGGGAUGAAAUGGGAGCUAGGUUUGUUUGAGGCUCUUUUGUAGCCUGGCAGAUGCCAAAGAAAUGUAAGUGUGUUUCACUGUUAAAAAUUCCCUUUCUCCUCCUCCUGUGUGGGACAGGGUGGUGCAUUCCUUGACCCUCCCUGGUCAGAGCCCAAGGAGUAGCAGCUACAGAACUUGGCAGGAUGAGGCUCCCAAAUACCAAGGCUAGAAACAGAAAGAAAGGAAUGGGGGGGGGGAAUUC